AACAGAAGAGUGUUCAUAACCUGUCUGUGUUUGUGCUCCUCCCCCUCUCUUGCUCACUGUCUCUCUCUCUCUCUCUCUCUCUAACACACACACACACACACACACACACAUACAUACAGAACCAAGUAACUCCUCAUUCCAGAGAAAACAAAUCUGGUCUCUCGCUGUUUGUGAGUUCCGGAAAAUGGCUGAGGCCAGUAUUUCAGUAGAUCAGGAUCAGUUCAUCUGUCCAGUGUGUCUGGAUCUCUUGAAGGAUCCGGUGACUAUCCACUGCGGUCACAGUUUCUGUAAGGUGUGUAUUAAUGGCUGCUGGGAUCAGGAGGAUCAGAGUGGAGUUUAUAGCUGUCCUCAGUGCAGAGACACUUUCACUCCAAGGCCUGUUCUACGCAGAAACAACAUGCUGGCUGAAGUGGUGGAGAAACUGAAGAAGACUGAAGUCCAAGCUGCUUCUCCUGCUCACUGUUACACUGGACCUGGAGAUGUGGAGUGUGAUUUCUGCACUGGGAGAAAACACAAAGCCGUCAAGUCCUGUCUGGUGUGUGUGGCUUCUUUUUGUGAAACUCACCUGAAACCUCAUCUUGAAAUUCCUGCUUUGAAAAAACACAAGUUAGUCGAAGCUUCUGGAAAUCUACAAGAGAAGAUCUGCUCUGAACAUGAUAAAGUGCUGGAGAUCUACUGUCGUACUGACCAAAGCUUCAUCUGUUAUCUGUGUACGAUGGAUAAACACAAAAGCCACAACACCGUCUCAGUUAAAGCUUACAGAACUGAGAAAGAGAGUGAGUUAAAGGAGGAUCAGAUGAAAUUCCAGCAGAGAAUCCAGGAGAAGCAGAAGAAGGUGCAGGAGCUGAAACAGACUGUGAACACUAUAAAGCUCAGUGCACAGACAGCAGUAGAUGACAGUGAGAUGAUCUUUACUGAGAUGAUCAGCUCCAUGGAGAAAAAGCGCUCGGAGGUGACGGAGCUGAUCAGAGCUCAGGAGAAGGCUGAACUGAGUCGAGCUGAACGACUCCUGGAGCAACUGGAGCAGGAGAUUGCUGAUCUUCAGAAGAGAGACACUGAGAUGGAGAAGCUUUCACACACACAUGAUCACAUCCACUUCCUCCAGGAAAUAAAGGCUUUAGUCUCUGGUCAUCGCUCUCCCCUAUUUGAGAGACCAGAUUUUCAGUCAGAUCUCUGUGAGGACUCAUCCAGCAUCACUGUCAAUCAACAUCUCUCAUUUGAUGGAGUGAGGAAAUCUCUCUCUGAUCUGAAAAAGAGACUGGAGGAAAUCUUCCAGGAGGAAUUCAUCAAAAUCCCUGAACAUGUUAAAUACGCUCAAAUUUUACUCUCAGAGCCAAAGAGCAGAGACGAGUUUCUGAAAUAUUUCUGUGAUCUGACUCUGGAUCCCAACACAGUAAAUUAUAACCUCAUUCUGUCUGAGAAGAACAGAGCGGUGAAGAGCAGUGAGAGAAAGCAACGAUACUCUGAUCAUCCAGAGAGAUUUGAGUCCUACAGUCAGGUGUUGAGUAAGGAGAGUGUGUGUGGACGCUGUUACUGGGAGGUGGAGUGGAGCAGUGAGGAUUGUGUGAACAUUUCAGUCUCAUAUAAAGACAUCAGCAGGAAAGGACGGGGUGAAGAGUGUUGGUUUGGAGGCAACAAUCAGUCCUGGAGUCUGCAAUGUUCUUCUUGUUCUCUUACUUUCUAUCACAACAACAUUAAGACUGAUCUCAGAGUUCCAUCAUCCUCCAGAAUAGGAGUUUAUGUGGAUCACAGUGCAGGAACUCUGUCCUUCUACAGCGUCUCUGACACCAUGAAGCUCCUCCACAGAGUCCACACCACAUUCACUCAGCCUCUAUACGCUGGAUUCAGGCUCUCCUGGGAUACUGUGUCUAAAUCAGGAUUAUCUGUGAGAUUGUGUGAUCCAAAAAAAUAAUGGGUUUGCGGUGUUUUAUGGUCAGUUAUGUGUCACUAAAUAAACUCCAUGCAUGUUUUCUCAUUGAUCCUCAACUGUGAAAAAAAGUGUUAAUGUUAAAUCAUUAAAAAAAAAUGAACAUUAAAAUAUUGACUUUAGCCUCAUUCUAUGAUCAUUGGUUACAUGUAAAGAAAAUUAAACUGUAAGAUCUGAUCAUACUGAUAAUGAUAUAAUGAUUUCUACAGAUUUACUGAAAUUGGUGUAGCAGAAUGUCUAAAUGUACUAUAAAGUCUGUAUUUAUUGGGGUUUAUGUCUGGAAAUAUGAUCAUUUGUAAAAA
Molecule: messenger RNA, 2229 nt
Organism: Hemibagrus wyckioides
Lineage: Eukaryota; Metazoa; Chordata; Actinopteri; Siluriformes; Bagridae
Product: tripartite motif-containing protein 16-like
Exons: 6
Coding region: 185-1912 (575 amino acids)
Molecular function (GO): protein binding; zinc ion binding
Source: RefSeq, a predicted model, not a curated record